AUGGAGCCCGGCGUCCCCGCUCCCCCGCUCCCUGGUGAGCAGCUGGACAGCGACAUGGAGUGGAAAGUAGGAUUGCCGCACGAGGGCGACUUCCUGAGUUAUGAGACGCCAGCAGCGGAUGCGCCACCGGCUUCCGGCGGCCAGCUUCCGGCGGCGGCCAGCGCGCCAGCGCCUGCCCCGCAUGCAGACGAGGGCCCAUCGAUGCCCAAGAAGCCCAGCGAGGACGACAUCCUCGUGUUUGGCCAGAGGGUCCACGUGCACGGCGAGCUGGCCAAGAAGGAGGUGCACCCGCCGCAGCACGCGCCCAAGAACCUCAACUAUGCGGCUGUGGCGCGGGAGGAGAUCCACGAUGUGGCGGUGCACCCGCCGCCGGUCAAGUUGAUGGGCGGCGAGACGGGGGUGCAGGCCUGGGACAAGGUCAACUCGCCCAAGGUGGGGCGGGCCAAGAGCGACAUCAAGGAGCUGCUUGUGCCGGGUGCCCACAGCGAGGAGCCCUGA
Messenger RNA from Chlorella variabilis, 498 nucleotides. RefSeq names its product expressed protein. The record is from RefSeq and is a predicted model, not a curated record. Lineage: Eukaryota; Viridiplantae; Chlorophyta; Trebouxiophyceae; Chlorellales; Chlorellaceae. Bases 1 to 498 code for a protein of 165 amino acids. The transcript has 5 exons.